AUACAUACUCACAUUUAUCUGUAUCUAUAUAUAUAUAUACACACACACACAGUCGGAGUAUUUAGUUAUUCACCGAACGACCGUUUUCUAUCCGUCUCUUUCUCUACCCCACCAGAAUUAAUUCACUUUGCCGUUAGGAGUUGAAUGCAUUUAUUGCCGUUCGAUCAACCUCGUGAUUAGUGCCAGUACUUUUUCGAGUGUGCGAGAACUUGCUGAUAGCCGAUUGAUUGAUUGAUUGUUCGAUCAUCGAAAGUUUGCGAUGUCGGGAGCCUCGGAGAGAUUUGCUAUGCCUUGUUUUGAAGGGUCAUCUGGUAAUGAUGAGAGAAGAGAAAGGAAGUCUGAUUUUGAGAAUUCAGAGGAUGAAAGAAGGACUAGAAUCGGUAGUUUGAAAAAGAAAGCUUUGAAUGCAUCGACGAAGUUCAAGCAUUCCCUGAAGAAGAAGAGCAAUAGAAGAAAGAGUGAUGGUCGGGUUAGUUCAGUUUCAAUUGAAGAUAUCCGGGAUGCCGAGGAACUACAAGCUGUUGAGUCAUUCCGACAAGCCUUGAUAUUGGAGGAGCUGCUACCCGAAAAGUUAGAUGAUUACCAUGUGAUGUUGAGGUUUCUAAAAGCAAGAAAAUUUGACAUUGAAAAGGCAAAGCUCAUGUGGUCUGAUAUGGUUCAGUGGAGGAGAGAAUUUGGUACUGACACAAUUAUGGAGGAUUUCGAAUUCAAAGAGUUGACUGAAGUUUUGAAGUAUUACCCCCAAGGCUAUCACGGAGUUGAUAAAGAGGGAAGGCCUGUAUACAUAGAGAGACUAGGGACAGUUGACCCAAACAAACUUAUGCAAGUUACAACCAUGGACCGUUACAUAAAGUACCAUGUGAGAGAGUUUGAGAAAGCUUUUGCAAUUAAGUUUCCUGCCUGUACUAUUGCCGCAAAAAGGCACAUUGAUUCAAGUACAACGAUCUUGGAUGUUCAUGGUGUGGGUUUGAAAAACUUCACCAAGAGUGCACGUGAACUUAUUACACGACUCCAGAAGAUUGAUGGCGAUAAUUAUCCUGAAACUCUCCACCAAAUGUUUAUAAUCAAUGCUGGUCCAGGCUUUAGGCUUCUGUGGAAUACUAUAAAGAAUUUUAUUGAUCCGAAGACAGCUACUAAGAUUCAUGUUCUGGGAAAUAAAUACCAGAGCAAGUUGCUUGAAAUAAUAGAUGCCAGUGAACUCCCGGACUUCUUCGGUGGAAUGUGUACAUGUGCAGAUCAAGGGGGUUGCCUUCGCUCUGAUAAAGGACCUUGGAAGAACCCAGACAUAUUGAAGAUGGUCCUUAAUGGUGAAGCACGACGUGGCAGGCAGGUUGUUAAAAUUAUCAACAGUGAGGGGAAAGUAGUGUAUGUCAAGCCUCAUCGCCCCACGCUAAGAGGAAGUGAUACUUCUACGGCAGAGUCUGGUUCUGAAGCUGAGGAUAUUGCUUCGCCAAAAGCCACUAGAAAUUAUUCACACCUCCGGCUGACUCCUGUUCGUGAGGAGGCAAAGGCUAUGGGGACAGCUGGCUAUUUUGGUAACUUUGCAGGAUACGAUGAGUAUGUUCCCAUGGUCGACAAGGCAGUUGAUUCUGGAUGGAAGAAGCAAACAACCCCUGAAAGGCUCAAUAUUUCUAAAGAGAAGCUUCCAUCACCUGAUUCUCGCAAGGCGCCAGAAUCACUUUAUGCUCGAAUUUUGGCAGCUCUUAUGACCUUUUUCACAGCCCUUUUCUUGUUUUUCCAUUCUACUAUUGGAAAGAAACUUCAAUAUGAGUCAACACAGCAAACAAUUCUAGAAUCGGAUUCGGACACAAUUCCCAUGUCAACAACGGCAGCUGCUAUUGACGCAGAACUCCUAUCUUCAGUCCUGAAGAGGUUGGGCGAGCUUGAAGAGAAAGUUACCAGUCUUCAAGAAAAGCCAUCUGAGAUGCCCUAUGAGAAAGAGGAACUGCUAUAUGCUGCUGUUUACCGAGUUGAUGCACUAGAAGCAGAGUUAAUUGCCACCAAGAAGGCUCUGCACGAGGCUUUGAUGAAGCAAGAGGAGCUGCUUGCUUAUAUAGACGGUCAAGAAGAUGCUAAAUACCGAAAGAAGAAAUUUUGCUGGUGAGAUAAUGUGUUCGUUCCAUUUGGAGAUUUCAUCGUUGAAUUCAUCUUCUGCUGUAUGACUGUAUCAGAUGUCUAAGUUUAACCUACAUGGAUCUGAGUUGUAAUUUGACGACUGGUUUGAUGGUACAUACUUUAACUAAGGAAUUUUAUCAAACAUAUAAAGAUACAUAUUGUGGAGAUUCUGUUGAUGCGUGGUUUAGUGGGGUCUUUUUAGUUAGGUUUGAAGAUAUCAAUCUA
Molecule: messenger RNA, 2340 nt
Organism: Erythranthe guttata (spotted monkey flower)
Lineage: Eukaryota; Viridiplantae; Streptophyta; Magnoliopsida; Lamiales; Phrymaceae
Product: phosphatidylinositol/phosphatidylcholine transfer protein SFH6
Source: RefSeq, a predicted model, not a curated record